Molecule: messenger RNA, 171 nt
Organism: Morchella sextelata
Lineage: Eukaryota; Fungi; Ascomycota; Pezizomycetes; Pezizales; Morchellaceae
Exons: 2
Coding region: 1-171 (56 amino acids)
Source: RefSeq, a predicted model, not a curated record
AUGUCUGUCCGAAGCACCUGCAUUGGCGCGCAGCUCGCUCUCUGGUUCGGCGUGGUUCUUUUACAUGUCUCAUUUGCAAAACUCAUCACGGCAUUCUACGUUCACAGAAACACGCAGAACCCGAAGCAUCAAACAAUUGAUUGCGAGAAACAGCUUGAUCCGGUACAAUGA